AUGGCGAUGGAGAUGAGGCUUCCCGUCGCUCGCAAGCCCCUUAGCGAGAGCUUGGACCGCGAUACUAAGAAACACCUGGUGGUUCCGGGGGACACGAUUACCACGGACACGGGAUUCAUGCGGGGCCAUGGAACUUACAUGGGGGAAGAGAAGCUCAUUGCAUCUGUGGCUGGCUCCGUGGAGAGGGUAAACAAGUUGAUCUGUGUGAAAGCCUUGAAAACCAGAUAUAAUGGUGAAGUAGGAGACAUUGUAGUGGGGAGAAUCACAGAGGUUCAACAGAAGAGGUGGAAGGUAGAGACCAACUCCAGGCUGGAUUCAGUCUUGCUUCUCUCGUCUAUGAACCUUCCUGGAGGAGAGCUGAGGAGAAGAUCUGCGGAAGAUGAGCUGGCCAUGAGAGGUUUCUUGCAGGAAGGGGACCUUAUCAGUGCGGAAGUCCAGGCAGUAUUCUCUGAUGGAGCGGUGUCUCUGCACACAAGGAGUCUGAAAUACGGAAAACUAGGUCAGGGGGUUCUGGUCCAGGUGUCCCCCUCCCUGGUGAAGCGGCAGAAGACUCACUUCCAUGACCUGCCGUGUGGUGCGUCGGUGAUUCUGGGCACCAACGGCUUCAUCUGGAUCUACCCGACGCCUGGCCACAAAGAAGAGGAUGCAGGGGGCCUCACCGCAAACCUGGAGCCUGUCUCCCUCGCUGACCGAGAGGUGAUCUCCCGGCUUCGGAACUGCAUCGUCUCGCUGGUCACUCAGAGGAUGAUGUUGUACGAUACCAGUAUCCUGUAUUGCUAUGAGGCGUCCCUUCCGCAUCAGAUCAAAGACAUCUUAAAGCCAGAAAUAAUGGAGGAAAUAGUGAUGGAAACGCGCCAGAGGCUUUUAGAACAGGAGGGAUGA
This is a messenger RNA of Puma concolor (puma), 882 nucleotides long. It is a transcript of the gene EXOSC2, whose product is annotated as exosome component 2. Gene Ontology annotation, molecular function: RNA binding. NCBI's taxonomy places the organism in Eukaryota, Metazoa, Chordata, Mammalia, Carnivora, Felidae. Gene Ontology annotation, cellular component: cytoplasmic exosome (RNase complex); nuclear exosome (RNase complex). The record is from RefSeq and is a predicted model, not a curated record. Gene Ontology annotation, biological process: exonucleolytic trimming to generate mature 3'-end of 5.8S rRNA from tricistronic rRNA transcript (SSU-rRNA, 5.8S rRNA, LSU-rRNA); U4 snRNA 3'-end processing; poly(A)-dependent snoRNA 3'-end processing.